Messenger RNA from Pseudonaja textilis, 1274 nucleotides. Lineage: Eukaryota; Metazoa; Chordata; Lepidosauria; Squamata; Elapidae. The record is from RefSeq and is a predicted model, not a curated record.
CUCCACAGGAUCGGCACCCUCCGAGGUCCCCGAGCGGCGCGGGAUGCGGCUGGCGGGGCCGCUGCGGGCGGCGGCUGGCGGGGGCGGCUGGCGGGAGCGCUUCGACUGCGGCGGCCGCGACGUGGCGCGCUGGUUCCCCGGGCACAUGGCUCGAGGGCUGAAGGACAUGAGGAGGACCCUGCGCGACGUGGACGGCCUGCUGGAGGUGCACGAUGCCCGCAUUCCGCUUUCUGGGCGGAAUCCCGUCUUGCAGGAGGUCCUGGGGCUCCGUCCACAUUUGCUGGUGUUGAAUAAAAUGGAUUUGGCAGAUCUGACCCACAAGUCAAGGAUUCUAGAACUUUUGGAACAACAAGGUUUGCAGCAAGUUGUCUUCACCGAUUGCUUAACAGAUGAAAACGUUAAGAAGCUUAUUCCCAUUCUCACGGGACUGAUCAAAAACAGUCAGCGCUAUCAGAGGGCGGAGAAUGUGGAUAGCAACAUCAUGGUGAUAGGGGUGCCGAAUGUGGGGAAAUCCUCAAUCAUCAAUUCCCUGAGAAGGCUGCACCUCGGGAAAGGAAAAGCAGCGCCGGUUGGAGCGGCACCAGGUGUAACCAGAGCGGUUCUCACCAAGAUCCAGGUGUCUGAAAAGCCGCUCGUGUACUUACUGGACACUCCUGGGGUGCUGUCUCCCCAAAUCAAGUCCGUCGAGACAGGGCUGAAGCUGGCGCUGUGUGGAGCGAUUCUCGAUCACCUGGUGGGGGUGGAGGUCAUUGCUGACUACCUGCUGUAUGUGCUGAACCAGCAGCAGCAGUUCAGUUACGUGGAGCGUUACGGGCUGAGUGGCCCCUGCGAUGAGGUGGGGAGUGUCCUCAAAAGCAUAGCGCAGCACCUGGGCAAGGUGCAAAAAGUCCAGGUCCUGACUGGCACAGGGAACGUGAACGUAGCGGUCCCCAAUUACAACGCCGCGGCCUGUGAAUUCAUCUAUACCUUCCGCAAGGGGCUUCUGGGGAAGGUAAUGCUGGACCAGGGGAUCCUCGGCUGACCUUGCCCCGGAGCCGCCUUCUGGAAAGUUCCGAGGACCGAGCAGCAGAUCGUUUCCUCCCUUCAGGGGAUCAGCACCGGCUUGUCUUGGGUGGCAAAGCAACAGCUGGAGGGAGCUGCUGUCUACCUCCUGUUUAAAAAGAACCCCGCAGGCGGACUGCAUCGCUUCAGGGUCUGCUCGAGCCACAUGAGGCCAAACGCUGCUCUGGAAGAACGAAAUGAAUACAUCGGUGCGAGUUAAACUAUUGCCACCC